This is a messenger RNA of Botrytis sinoallii, 1863 nucleotides long. RefSeq lists its product as uncharacterized. Bases 1 to 1863 code for a protein of 620 amino acids. NCBI's taxonomy places the organism in Eukaryota, Fungi, Ascomycota, Leotiomycetes, Helotiales, Sclerotiniaceae. Gene Ontology annotation, cellular component: cytosol; cytoplasm. The transcript is spliced from 3 exons. Gene Ontology annotation, biological process: glutaminyl-tRNA aminoacylation; translation. Gene Ontology annotation, molecular function: ATP binding; glutamine-tRNA ligase activity. The record is from RefSeq and is a predicted model, not a curated record.
AUGGCGGACGCAAUUACCGAAGGAACGGCCAAGCUCCAGCUUGAUGAGGAGACUGGUGAGAUGGUCUCGAAGGCCGAACUUAAGAAAAGAUUGGCAAAACGCGCGAAGAAAGCAGCACAAGCAAAAGCAAAAUCAGCAGCACCACCUAAGGAAGCUUCUGCAACUAAACCUAAGAAGCCAGAAGAGACCAAAGCAACAGAGCCAUCAAAUGUAUUCGCCCAAGGAUUUCUCUCAGAAGUGUACAAGGAGCGUCCUGUCAAACCAGUCUUUACUCGGUUUCCACCUGAACCUAAUGGAUACUUGCAUAUCGGUCAUGCAAAAGCUAUUGCUGUCAAUUUCGGAUUCGCUAAGUAUCAUGGUGGCCAGUGUUAUCUGAGAUUUGAUGACACCAAUCCCGAAGCAGAGGAAGAGAAAUAUUUUACAGCGAUAAAGGAAAUGGUUUCGUGGUUGGGUUUCACACCUUACAAGAUUACACAUUCCAGCGAUAAUUUCGAUAAACUUUACGAGAAAGCAGAGGAACUUGUCAACUUAGGGGGGGCUUAUGUUUGCCAUUGCGGUGACGCUGAAAUCAAAGCUCAGAGAGGAGGUGAGGCACGGGGUCCGAGAUUUAGAUGCGAGCAUGCGAACCAAUCGAUUGAAGAAAAUUUGAGAAAGUUUAGAGCCAUGCGAGAUGGCGAAUACAAACCUAGAGAGGCAUUCUUGCGCAUGAAGCAGAACAUUGAAGACGGAAACCCUCAAAUGUGGGACUUGGCAGCAUACCGAGUCUUGGAUGCCAAACAUCAUCUAACAGGAGAUAAAUGGAAGAUUUAUCCAACGUACGACUUCACCCAUUGUCUUUGCGAUAGUUUUGAGAACAUCACACACUCGCUUUGCACGACCGAGUUCAUUCUAUCAAGAGUAUCGUACGAAUGGUUGAAUAGUACACUGAAAGUAUACGAACCCAUGCAGAGAGAAUAUGGUCGCCUAAGCAUUACGGGCACUGUGCUUUCCAAGCGAAAGCUCAAGAAACUUGUGGAUGAUAACUAUGUUAGAGGAUGGGAUGAUCCAAGACUAUAUACAUUGAUUGGAAUCAAAAGACGCGGUGUCCCUCCUGGAGCCAUCCUUGAGUUCAUUAACGAACUAGGAGUAACCACUGCUCCUACCAAUAUUCAACUCGCUCGUUUCGAUCAGACUGUUCGUAAAUACUUGGAGCUCACAGUCCCCAGACUUAUGUUGGUUUUGGAUCCUGUACCUGUCAUCAUCGAGGAUGCUGAAGAGCUGGAACUCGACAUCCCAUUUUCACCCAAAGUACCUGCAAUGGGCAGCCACAAGGUCACGUUGACUAAAACUGUUUACAUUGAGAGAAGUGAUUUUAGAGAAGUUGACAGCAAAGAUUACUUCCGUCUCGCCCCUGGAAAAUCCGUCGGUCUAUUACAUAUUCCAUACCCAGUCAAGGCAGUCUCAUUCUCUAAAGAUGGAGACAAGGUCACAGAGAUUCGAGCCGUCUACGAUAAAGAGGGCAAGAAACCAAAGACUUAUAUUCAUUGGGUUGCAGAAGGUUCAAAGAAUGUCGAAGUUAGAAUCUUCAAUAGUCUCUUCAAGAGCGAAAAGCCAGAUGAUGCUGAAGGUGGCUUCUUGAAUGACAUCAACCCUGAUAGCGAAGAAGUUUGGCCUAAUGCUGUUAUUGAGUCUGGAUUUGAUGAGGUACGAAAACGAGCUCCAUGGCCAGAAGCUGCUGGAGAAUCGGAGCUCGGAAAGGGAGGUCCCGAAUCUGUCAGGUUCCAGGCCAUGCGUGUAGCAUAUAUGGCAAUGGAUUCGGAUUCAACUGAUGAUAAGAUUAUAUUGAAUCGUAUUGUCAGUUUGAAGGAGGAUGCUGGAAAGUAG